Molecule: messenger RNA, 615 nt
Organism: Penicillium roqueforti
Lineage: Eukaryota; Fungi; Ascomycota; Eurotiomycetes; Eurotiales; Aspergillaceae
Product: carboxymuconolactone decarboxylase family protein
Exons: 1
Coding region: 1-615 (204 amino acids)
Molecular function (GO): peroxiredoxin activity
Source: RefSeq, a predicted model, not a curated record
AUGCGUCUGCCUUACGCCCCUUCCACCCCGCCUGUCGAUGCGCACCCUGACACCGCCGACAUCUAUGCCCGCAUCGCGGAGCGCAGAAACCCCCGUCCUUUAAUCCCGCUUGACCUAUCCCUCCUCCAUAGCCCACCUGUCGCCGAUGGCUGGAACAGCUUCAUCGGAGCUAUUCGGUCGCGCACUUUGGUUGACUCUGGUGUCAUGGAGUUGGCAGUCUGCCGUGUCGCUGUACUCAAUAACGCUGUUUACGAAUGGAAUGCCCACGCUCCACUGGCUCUCAAAGGUGGUAUCAAGCCCAGUCAAUUGCAGGCUGCUCUCACACUGCCUUGUACCGCCGAGGGAGAUAUUUCCGAGCUUGAGACUAGCGCACUCACCCCACAACAGCGCGCCGUUUUACGCUAUACCGACCAAAUGACUCGCACCAUUAAAGUUGAAGAUGCUGUUUUUGCUGAAUUGAAGACGGUCGGGUACGAUGACCGCGAGAUCGUGGAGCUCACCACUGGCAUCGCCGGUUAUAACUGUGUGAGUCGGUUUUUGGUUGCACUGGACGUCGGCGAGAACAACGGUCGCGAGAUGAAAACCGUGGAUGAGCUGGUUGCUACUCUGCAAUAG